Cucurbita moschata (crookneck pumpkin) is the source of this 567-nucleotide messenger RNA. RefSeq lists its product as uncharacterized. The transcript has a single exon. The record is from RefSeq and is a predicted model, not a curated record. Lineage: Eukaryota; Viridiplantae; Streptophyta; Magnoliopsida; Cucurbitales; Cucurbitaceae. Gene Ontology annotation, molecular function: calmodulin binding. Bases 1 to 567 code for a protein of 188 amino acids.
AUGGUUCACAAGACUAAGAAUUCUGUCGAACAUGUUGAUCCGAGUCCUUCAUUCGUUCUCGGCAUGAAUGACGAGGAGUUGAAGAAGAUCGAGUGCGAACUCGACCCUUAUCUUCCGGAUCCAAUGCCCGAAUUCAGCAAAGAACUUAGAACUGAUCACCUGGAAAAGAAAGCAAUUUUGGAUAAAGAAGAAACUCCACAGGCAGCUGCCGCCAAAUCAUUAGAACAAAAUGAAGGGGAAACAGAGAAAGGAGCCAGAAAAGUGGAGAACCCAGAGAGAAUUGGAGUAGAAGAGGAAGUUGUUGCUGAGGAAGAGAAGACCGAGAUGGAUCCCGAUCACGAUACCGAUCCCGAUCAAGAAGGUGGGGAAGGAGGCAUUGUUUUAGAUAAGGAGGGUGGAGCGGGAGGGGCGAAACCACGACAAGGAGGAGCGGGGAGAGCUUCGGCAGUGUACAAUGAUGUGAUAGAGGAGACAGCAAGUAAGCUGUUGGAGAAGAGGAAGAACAAGGUAAAAGCUUUGGCUGGGGCAUUUCAGACAGUCAUUGACUAUGAAUCUUCAUCCAAAUGA